Molecule: messenger RNA, 1404 nt
Organism: Puccinia graminis f. sp. tritici CRL 75-36-700-3
Lineage: Eukaryota; Fungi; Basidiomycota; Pucciniomycetes; Pucciniales; Pucciniaceae
Exons: 5
Coding region: 1-1404 (467 amino acids)
Source: RefSeq, a predicted model, not a curated record
AUGAUCAUCAUCAGAGCACUCUCCAGAUUCACAGCAACAGCAAAACCAACAACAACCACCACCAAAAACAACUACAUUCCCACUUCCACACAACAACCACCAACAACAACAACAACCACCCAGAACAACAACACCAACCGAACCAUCUGCCAUCUAGGAACACUCUUAACACUGUGGGCGCACACCGGAGGAGGCAGACCGGCGGACAGGAUCGAUCUCUCCGAACUGCCGACCAUCAGCACAGAUCCAGACUCCUCCUCCUCCGAUCACGACCCCUGCGACCCCUUCCUCAGCCCCGGCUAUCUCCGCUUCGACCCCAUCGAUCCGCUCGAUAAUAAUUGGCUCCCCUUCGACCACAGUUGUCCCCCCGUCAGUCUCCUCAAACCGCUCUCCAACGACCUCCAACAAUUCGUCACUCGCAACGCUUCGCCGGCUCGCAAUCAUCCUUCCUCCUUCGCUUUGCCUUGGUUGGUCAAUCGGACAGUCGUCCUUAUUGGCGACUCCAUCGAACGAUUCCAUGCGCGUGAUUUCUGCGACUUAUUAUCCUCGUCGACCGAGCCGCCGUUCCACGGGAUAUCCGAGAACGGCUUCAGUCCGAGUCCCUCGAACAGCACGACCCCGUCGCGCUCGUUCUAUGUGAGCACGGCCGAGACGCCCGAGCUGAAGCGACGGCCAUCGUAUCUGUUCGACCCCGAUCGUCCCGACGCCGUCCCGCCCACCUGGCCCGUCGACCAACGCCAACGCUAUCUGGACCAUCAUCGCGAAUGGGCCGAUCGCGAUAAUAUUCGCACUAGUCCUUGGGUCUGCGAGGUCCCUAGCUACGGAUUCACUAUCGUCACUCUCUUCACUUUCGGGCUCGAGCCUUACCAAGCUGGCUCCUACUACUCCGACCAAGACUGGUUUAUCACGCCGUCGUCGUUUGAGGACAAGCUAGACCAGACGCUAGUUCCGUUACUGAAGCGUCUAGCGGAACAGCGGGGAGCACCAAGGCUUCUGGCCCCGGAUUUGAUUGAGGUGUCCAGCGGACUAUGGGACCUGCGCCAAUGGUCGGAAGAAGACAGUCGGGAGUUGAAGCUGCCGCUGGACGACAGCACCGAGGAAGUCUAUCUUCCGCUCUCGGAGGCCCGACUAGACUGGUGGAGCGAGCGGGCCCGCAAGGCGCUCCGCCACGUCGACAGGCUCUUCACCACUAACGCUACCAUUCUGUGGAGAUCGCUCCAUCAUACCAGAAGACACUCCGUAGCCCCGUACUCUAGAGUCCAGCAACUCGACCAAUUCGCCGCUUAUCUCGUCCGCUCUAUCAUCGCCAAUCCUAAGGAAUUUCCAUCCUUGGCUCGACGGUUGAAAAUCGACACUUGGGGUAUUUCCACCCCUUCUCUUUUGAUCUUCAAAAUCGGAGAUUGA